CGACCACAAAUCAUGCCUUCAACUGACUAAGAAGAGGUUAAAUCAUACUGAUAAUUAUCCAAAAUGAUUUUGUUAAUGCAGAUUCCUGGCUUUCCUGAGAAAAAUGGGAGUUUUGGAAGAUUCAUCUAAACUACCAGCCAAUCCACCAUGGACCACUGCAUCAUACAUCAGAACUUUCUUUUCAUCAUUAUUAUGUAAAACCUCUGAAAGCACCUUGGGCGUUUCACAUUUUCUCUUCUCUCCUUCAGAAGGAAGUAAUCUGCUCCCUGGAAUUCUGAUCUGUCCUGGACAGGACCCUGGCGAAAGCUUGUGCUGGGGACUCUAGUAGGAUGAUCCCGCCUCCAAUCCAGCCUGGUUAAUUGCGAAAAUUGUACACAUUUCUGGUUUAUCUAUGCUUUGUUAUGGGUUGGACAAGAAAUUAUCUCCUCCCCAAUCCACUCCCCCCCCCCCCAGCAGAGCACCGAAACCCAGUUGAAUUGUUGCAGUGUUUAGAAGCUGGAGCCUUGAACUGCUUUCUUGGCCAAAUAACUUUGUUUCUGGUUGUAAAAGGCAUGGGGUGGGAAGUCCAGAGAAAUGCAAACGUAAGUGUGUACUGGGGUGGAUCACCUCCUGGUUUAACUUUGGAGCUCGAGGCUGGCCUCCUUCCUCCCUUAAGGGAGAUAAUGGGCUAUUCUGCACAUUCUAGCUUAAGCUCCAUUUGCUGAAGAAGAAAAAAAGGGGGCAGGAUGCCUUGAGACACACGCGGCAUCUGGCAGAGGAUUAACAUACAUACAUGUGUAUGUAUGCGUCACGUAUAUAUUUACUGCCAAUGGUGGGGAUCAUUUAGUGCCCGAGAUGGGAGACCUGAAGUCAGGCUUUGAAGAGGUGGAUGGCGUGAGGCUGGGCUACCUCAUCAUUAAAGGAAAGCAAAUGUUUGCCCUCUCCCAAGUCUUCACAGAUCUGCUGAAAAACAUCCCGAGGACGACCGUGCACAAGCGCAUGGAUCAUCUGAAAGUGAAAAAGCACCAGUGCGAUCUGGAGGAGUUGCGGAAACUCAAAGCAAUCAACAGCAUCGCCUUCCACGCCGCCAAGUGCACGCUCAUCUCCCGGGAAGACGUGGAAGCGCUCUACACCUCCUGCAAGACCGAGCGCGUCCUCAGGACCAAACGCCGGCGGGCCGGCGGGGCCCUGGCCUCGCAGGCGGCUCCGGAGCGCGCGCCCGCCGGCCCCCGCGCGGGAUUCUGGAAGGACCAGCAGCAACUCUGGCGGGGCCUGAGCGGAGCCGCGCGGCCCCUGCCAAUCAGCGCGCAGUCCCGGCGUCCCGGCACCGCCGCCGCGCGCCCCGCCGCCCAUCUACCUCAGAUUUUCAGCAAGUACCCCGGCUCGCACUACCCGGAAAUCGUGCGCUCGCCUAGCAAACCUCCGCUGAACUAUGAAGCUGCUCCGCUGCCCGGAAACUACGUCGCCUUCCCCUCGGACCCGGCUUACUUUCGGAGCCUGCUGUGCAGCAAGCACCCGGCCGCCGCCUACUACCAAGCGUCAGCGGCCGGGCCCCAGCCCAAGGCGGCGGCCGGGGGCGCGGGGAGCCUGACGUACCGCUGCCGGCGCAGGCGCGGCGGCGCCCAGGACGGGCUGCUGGCGCCCCACGCCGGCCCGCGGCGCCUGCUGCUGCUGCCCAGGCCCUGCAGAGCCAAAGCGGCGGCGGCGGCGGCGGCGGCCCGGGCCUCCUGCCUGGAGAGUUUCCAUCUGGUCCACGGCCUCUGCGCGCCGCCCCACCACCACCACCACCACCACCAUCACCAUCACCACCACCACCACCACCGGACCCAGCCGCCGCCGACCCACCACCCCCCUCACCACCGGCCGCAGCCCCAUCUGGGUAGCUUUCCCGAAAGCUGUAGCAGCGACUCCGAGUCCAGCUCCUACUCGGAUCAUGCGGCCAACGACUCAGACUUUGGCUCCAGUUUGUCCAGCUCCAGCAACUCUGUGUCCUCGGAGGAAGAGGAGGAAGGAGAGGAAGAGGAAGAGGGGGGCAGCGGGGGCUCAGAUUCCAGUGAAAUGAGCUCGGAGGAGGAGGACUCGUCCACCGAGUCAGACUCCAGCUCUGGCUCCAGCCAAGUGUCGGUGCAGAGCAUCCGCUUCAGGCGCACCAGCUUCUGCAAGCCUCCCAGCGUGCAGGCGCAGGCCAACUUCUUGUACCAUCUGGCCGCCGCCGCCGCCACCAAACCCGCUGCUUUCCAGGACGCCGCUCGACUUCCCGACCUCAAGAACAUCGUCAAAGCGGAGUCGCCCGAGGAGUGCAGUCUGCAGAGCUGGGCCCCGAAAGUGUCUCCGGUGUACUGCCCGGCCAGCCUGGGGAGUUGUUUCCCAGAGAUAAGGAACGAUACGGUGUCUGAGAUUACUUAUCCAUACUCUGAAAUUUCCAGUACUGUAAGGAGAACUGACCUGACAAUUAACUGUUUGGCAGAGGGGGCCAAUUCACCUAGCCCAAAGACAAACAAUACAUUUCCACAACAAAGAAUACUCCGAGAGGCUAGGAAAUGCCUACUAACAACUCCUACUUCACUUGGUGCCGAUAACAACACAGCAGCUGCUAGGUUCUUAAAUAAUAUUUCUUCUUCAGCGGCAGAAAAUUCAGAAAAAAAGGCCAAAAUCCCGCACUGUCCUGAAUUUGCUACGGAUUUGCCCUCUUCGCAAACUGAUCCCGAAGUGGGUGCAGCAGCCACGAAAGCUGAGAACUCCUGCAGUGACACAGGCGAGCAGACAUUGCCGUUUCUGCACAAUAUUAAAAUCAAAGUAGAAGACAGUAGUGUGAAUGAAGAAUAUGAACCUGAUCUUAUUACAAAUAAGCUAAAAUGGGAGUGCAAUGAUACAAAGGGUGAGUUUUACAGUGUGACUGAAAAUAAAGAGGAGGACGCCUUGUUAACCACAGCCAAGGAAGGGUUUGCAAGCCCUGAGAAAGAAACUCCUUCCUUAAAUCCACUGGCUCAUAAUCAGGGCCUUUCAUGCACUUUAGGUUCUCCAAAACCUGAGGAUGGGGAAUAUAAAUUUGGUGCCAGGGUGAGAAAAAAUUACCGGACACUAGUACUGGGAAAACGACCUGUCCUUCAGACACCUCCAGUCAAACCAAAUUUGAAAUCAGCUAGAAGCCCUCGCCCUACAGGUAAAACUGAGAUACAUGAAGGAACACUGGAUGACUUUACAAUUAUAAACAGACGCAAAAAGGUAGCCAGCAAUGUAGCAUCAGCAGUGAAAAGGCCAUUUAAUUUCAUGGCAAAUUUUCCUUGUCCACCAUCACUCAUUAUUGGGAAGGAUGGGGAUUUGUGGCCAGCGUAUUCCUUAAACACUACUAAGGAUUCCCAACCUCCUCACAAGGCCCAUCCUAUAUGGAAAUGGCAGCUGGGCGGUUCUGCAAUACCUCUUCCACCUAGUCACAAAUUCAGGAAAUUUAAUUCAUGAAAAUGUUUUGGAAGAUAUUUUCUUGAACCAUAUUACCUUCCUUUUGUUGUAUACUGCACAGGAUGGUCUGUACACAACCAUUAAUGGUGUCACACCCCAUUUGGAGUCCUGGUUUAUUGCAUUUUGAAGACAGAAAUCGGAUUACUUUUUUUCAUUGCGGGUUUUUUUUUUA
Molecule: messenger RNA, 3610 nt
Organism: Jaculus jaculus (lesser Egyptian jerboa)
Lineage: Eukaryota; Metazoa; Chordata; Mammalia; Rodentia; Dipodidae
Gene: Skida1
Product: SKI/DACH domain containing 1
Exons: 2
Coding region: 835-3438 (867 amino acids)
Source: RefSeq, a predicted model, not a curated record